AAUUACAAACACAUAUAGACUUAUAUUAUAAUGUCCGGUAAUGAUGGUUGUUGCCAGGGCAGUUGUGGCACCGAUGUGAGUUCAGCAGAUUCUAUUGACCAGGGUGUAAAUCAUCAUGGCGUCACUUUAACGAAAAGUAGCCUGUGCUAUCGCUGUGGCAUAUUGCCAGCUACAUUAUUCACUCGGAAGGCUAUCUGUAAUAGUUGUUUCCUUGAAGUCUUUCGGCGGAAGUUUGCUUCUAAUCUACGAUCACAUUUUGUUCGCAAAAAUGAAAAGAAGGAGCCAAUAAUAAUACUUAUGGGUGGUGAUGUGUUCUCUACAUCACUACUGAAUUUAAUUUUGGAGCGUAAUAAGCGAAGAUAUGUCACUGCAGCACAUGUUCCCGCUGACAGUGACACUUCUAAUCAUUUAUUUGUUUCCGAUGAUAUGGCGUUGAAUUAUGUAUUGUCGAUUGAUAACUAUGUGGAUGACAAUGUUGGAUUUGCCAGUCGUUCAGAGCAGUUUUUUCAUCAUGUAACCAACGUAGUCAAUACAUUAGGUAACUCUAGUGUUGAACUACAGAAGAUUAAACAAACAGAUCACGUCAAUGAGUGGAUGAUACUGGGCCAAGUAACCGUAUCGUAUAUCGCAUUAUGUUAUUUCUAUCAUGAAGAGGAUAGUAAAUGUGACCAUCGGUGUUACGAAUUGAAGGAACAUAUGACUACGAUGUACAAUUCAUUGCACUGUGACGAGUUGGCUUAUUCUUUAACUUUGCUACAAACCGUAAAUUUGCUCAGAUAUAUGAAAAAUCACAACUUAUCUACGGUGUCUGUAUUUGUUAGUGACACGCAGGAGUUGAUUGUUCGUCGGGUCUUAAUGUUAACCUGCAUUGCAGCAGGAGGCAUGGUUGCAUUUAAGGGUUCCAUGACAGAUGCCAAUAGUUUGGGCGAUAAUAACGUUAUAUAUCGAUUAUUAAAAACUUUUUCGAGCAAGGAAGUUGCUUUGUAUCAUCGGCUCAACGGUCUACCUCAUACAUCAUCUAUGGAUCUCUUCUGGCACAGCAGUCCACAAUCCACUAUAUUGGGUUGUGUGAACGAGUUGGUGACCUCCAUUGCAUCUGCUCAUAGCAGCACUCUCCAUAAUGUUUGUAACGUCGUGGAGAAACUGACGCCUACAUCUUAUGGUAGUACAUCUGUAUGCCGAGUCUGCAAGGGAGCCGUGUACUCAUCGGACACAGAGGUGACCUUAUGCGGAGGGUGUUCUUAUUUUUGCGCUCGUAAUACAGUUUUUGCAAAGUUGGCGGCUGAUUUAGCCGCUUGGUUGAACUAUUUUACUUGA
This is a messenger RNA of Babesia bovis T2Bo, 1317 nucleotides long. RefSeq lists its product as uncharacterized. The record is from RefSeq and is a predicted model, not a curated record. The transcript is spliced from 3 exons. The coding region runs from base 31 to 1317 and encodes 428 amino acids. Gene Ontology annotation, biological process: tRNA wobble position uridine thiolation. NCBI's taxonomy places the organism in Eukaryota, Apicomplexa, Aconoidasida, Piroplasmida, Babesiidae. Gene Ontology annotation, molecular function: tRNA binding; sulfurtransferase activity. Gene Ontology annotation, cellular component: cytosol.